Messenger RNA from Lathyrus sativus (Indian pea), 930 nucleotides. NCBI's taxonomy places the organism in Eukaryota, Viridiplantae, Streptophyta, Magnoliopsida, Fabales, Fabaceae. The record is from the annotation of a GenBank genome assembly.
AUGAUUCCCAAAUCUGUACAGCCACUUCAGUUUCAGACCUUGACAGGUCUCCGACAACUCGCCGAAACUCAUCGUUACAAGGUUUGGUUGUUGGAUCAGUUCGGAGUCCUCCAUGACGGAAAACAACCUUAUCCCGGUGCUAUUUCAACAUUAGAGAAUAUAGCAAAGACUGGUGGUAAAAUGGUGAUCAUAAGUAACUCUUCAAGACGCUCUUCUGUUACUAUUGAAAAAGUCAAAAGUCUUGGCUUUGAUGCUUCUCUUUUCUUGGGAGCUAUCACUAGUGGAGAACUCACUCAUCAAUGCUUACAAAGGAGAGAUGAUCCUUGGUUUGCAUCAUUGGGAAGAUCUUGUAUUCAUUUCACCUGGAGUGGAAGGGGGGCAAUAUCUCUUGAGGGCUUGGACUUGCAAGUUGUGGAGAAUGUUGAAGAGGCUGAGUUUAUUUUGGCUCAUGGAACCGAAGCUCUGGGGGAUGCCAACGGGAAUGCACGUUCAAUGAAUCUCGAAGGCCUUGAAAAAAUAUUGGAGCUUUGCGCUGCCAAAAGGAUUCCUAUGGUAGUAGCCAAUCCAGAUUAUGUAACUGUUGAAGCAAAAAAUUUGCGUGUGAUGCCCGGUACUCUAGCAGAUAAAUAUGAAAAGCUUGGAGGUGAAGUGAAAUGGAUGGGGAAACCUCACGAGAUAAUUUACAACUCAGCGAUGGCAAUGGCUGGUACAGAUGUUUCCGACUGUAUUGCUGUGGGUGAUUCUCUACAUCAUGACAUUAAAGGCGCUAAUGCUGCUGGAAUCCAAUCAAUUUUAAUCACUGGAGGGAUUCAUGCAACUGAACUUGGACUCCAUGGUUUUGGAGAAGUAGCCGAUUCAUCUUCUGUGCAAUCACUUUCGACAAAAUAUAAUGCUUUUCCGUCAUAUGUGUUGCCGGCAUUCACAUGGUAG